UUCCACCUGCAGAUGUCAGCCCGAGUGCCUCCGUCAACUCUGGGCAGCCUGCUGCUGGCGGUCCUGCAGGGCGGAGAGGAAGACAGAGACAGAGGACGUCGGGGGGAAGGGAGCUGGGGAGGAGCAGCUGUGAUCUGUCCUGGUUGGGAGGAAGGGGGCGAUGGGCUGCUCUCUCACCUCCAGAGGCACAGCGGUUCCACCUGGCAUUUGUGGGACAUCAUCAACCUGACCCGCAUCACAGGAGGUGGGGAUAGGAGAGGGGAGGCCAGCGAGGAGAGGAGGGAGGAUCAGAUGGAGGAAGAGGCUUUGAAGAUUCUCUCUGCUCGUUUCCUGCGCUCCCCCUCUCCUAUCUCCUCGGUUCUCCUCCUGGGCUCUGACCCCGAGUGUCUCUCCUCUGUCCUGCGGGCCGCUCAGCGCCUCGCUCCAUCACUACCAGCACUACAGUGGAUCAUGGGAUACCCCUUGUCUCCAGAUUCGCUGCACACUCUAGGAGGCCCCCUCGGACUGCUAGCCUAUGGGGAGGUUGGCCGCAAGCCAAUCAGUUUCUACAUCCGGGACGCUUUGCAGUUGAUUGGCAGAGCAGUCACUGCGGCAACCAUGGUGAGACCGGACUUGGCACUGAUCCAGAACAUGGUGAACUGUUACGACAUAGCAAACCGCCAUGAAGCGCCCUCUUCAGGACAAUAUCUAACCAGAUUUCUCGCCAACACUUCCUUCACCGGAGCCACAGGCCUGAUCCAGGUGGACCCCGGCCUCUCUCGGAUCCUCUCCUCACAGCUGUUCCAUGUAUGGAGUCUGAAGAGGGGCGCUCUGGGCCAGCCAGCCUGGGUUACUGUUGGCCAGUGGACCAGAGGCCGACUGGAGUUAGAGGGAGGGAUCCUUGGGUUAGUGGGAGGGUUCGGGGGCAGCCAAGGACAAGGUCUUGGGGCAGGGGUGAGGGGAGGGGAUGGCCAGGGGGACGGCCACAUUGGAGGACGCUGGAGGCCGGGACUGUCCAUUGAGAGACACCGUCUGCGUGUGGUAACACUGGUGGAACACCCAUUUGUUUUCACACGGGAGGUGGAUGAGGAUGGAUUGUGUCCUGCUGGUCAGCUCUGUCUGGACCCCAGAACCAACCGGUCUGACAUAAUCCACAGCCUCUUCAACCAGCUGCACAACCCAAACGCUUCAGCCACAGACUGGGAGGGCAACGAACUACCGGAGGACCUGAGGAAAUGCUGCUACGGCUACUGCAUUGACUUGUUAGAGAAACUGGCAGAAGACAUGGGCUUCACCUUUGACCUCUAUAUCGUGGGUGACGGGAAGUAUGGGGCGUUGAGCGGGACAGGACGAUGGACGGGGCUUGUCGGGGACCUGCUGGGCGGAACGGCUGACAUGGCUGUGUCCUCUUUUUCCAUCAAUUCAGCGAGGAGCAGAGUCAUCGAUUUCACUUCGCCCUUCUACUCCACCAGCCUGGGCAUCCUGGUUCGAAGCCGGGACACUGCAGCUCCCAUUGGAGCCUUCAUGUGGCCUCUCCACUGGUCCAUGUGGGUGGGCAUCUUUGUCACGCUGCAUCUCACCGCACUAUUCCUCACCUUGUACGAGUGGAACAGCCCCUUCGGCAUGACACCCCAUGGAAGGAACAGGCUGCGGGUGUUCUCCUACUCCUCCGCCCUCAAUCUCUGCUAUGCCAUACUGUUUGGACGCACUGUCGCUACCAAGACUCCUAAAUGCUGGACAGGCCGCUUCCUGAUGAACCUCUGGGCCAUCUUCUGCUUGCUGGUGCUGUCCAGUUACACCGCCAACCUCGCCGCCGUCAUGGUCGGGGAGAAGACCUUCGAGCAGGUCUCAGGAAUCCAUGACGACAAGCUGCACCAUCCCUCCAUGGGCUUUCGUUUCGGCACGGUGAGGGAGAGCAGUGCUGAGGAUUACAUGAAGAAGAGUUUCCCGGAGAUGCACGACUACAUGAGACGCUUCAACCAGCCCACCACGCCGGAAGGUGUACACAUGUUAAAGACAGAUCCUCCGACCCUGGAUGCGUUCAUUAUGGACAAAGCCCUGUUGGACUUUGAGGUCUCGAUCGACGCUGACUGCAAACUGCUCACCGUGGGGAAACCGUUCGCCAUCGAAGGCUAUGGUAUCGGCCUGCCCCAGGGCUCACCUCUGACUCGUAAUGUGUCCGAGUUUGUGAGUCGCUACAAGUCUGACGGAUUCAUGGACAUGCUGCACGACAAAUGGUAUAAGGUUGUGCCCUGCGGGAAGAGAGUCUUUGCCGUCACCGAGACUCUUCAGAUGGGGAUCCAGCAUUUUUCAGGCCUGUUUGUGCUGCUGUGUAUGGGGGUGGGUGGAGCCCUGCUGACGUUGGCAGGCGAGCACACCUUCUAUCACCUGGUCAUCCCUCGCCUCCGCCGCACACACACACUGCAGUACUGGCUGCACACCAGCCAGAAAAUUCACCGAGCCCUCCACACCACGUACGAGGAUGUAGGGAAGGAGCUGACCGGCCUCGACGAAAACCCGUCCUCUUGCAUCUCAGAGAACUGCACCCUUCACCGGAAACACCAUCAGCCUCCUCCCCCAUCUCCCCCCACAUCCCUCCCUGCUUCCACGACAGCCGGAGACACCAGCAACUCCUCGCCAUCCCACGAGCCAAAGGAGAAACGUGUGCACUUUGACCUUGAGACCCUGCACAGCUACCGCCUGCGCACGCACACAGCCUCGGUGCGUGGCAGGCCUGGGAUGGUCGGCCGUCCCGGGCUCGGCCUAGGAGGGUUGGGGCUGGGCCACCUCGGGGGUUUUGGCGCCCCACCACAGAUUAGCCUCCAAGUCAACGGGGGCCCUGUCUCAGCACUGGCAUCCACAGGCCUGGUUCUCUCACCCCUGGGGGGCAGGGCCGGUCAGACCAGCCUGUGGGAGGGGGAGCUCCAGGAGCUGCAGGGGAAGAUCGAGAUAUUCCGCACCCAGCUGAGAGAGGCUCUGGCCAGGAGAGCAGAAAUCCAGACCAGCCUGGAGCGAGAGAGGAGCGGACUGGUGCGCAGGGACACCAGUCUGGAGAGGGAGAAGGACAGACAGAGGAUACAAACUAUUAACACAGACAGAAGUAGCAGCACUCAGUCAAAACUCCCUGAGAGAGACAGGACCAGCCAACUGCAAACCCUGAAUAAUCAAACAGGAAGGGCCAACCAAUCAGCUGGGCCUGGGACUCUGGAGCACGGGAGGAGCAGCCAAUUAAACACAGUUAACAGUUUGGAAAGAGGGAGACCCAACCAAUUACGCUCCGUUAACACGUUGACGGGAGAAAGGACUGUCCAGUCGCGCACCUCCACCAGUUUGGAGCGAAGUCGAGUCAACCAACCAGGUGCAGGAAACGUAAGUGUCCAAUCACGGAACACUUCCAGCCUGGACAGGCAGAAGGCUAACCUAUCACGCACUAUGAACACUUUGGAGAGGACAAAAGCCAACCAAUCAAGUGUGAGCAGUGGAACUUGAUUGUCCCUGUAGGAGAUUACAAAAGGGACAAGUGCAGUUGCAUAACCGCGGGAAGAUGGCGUCGUCAGAUCGAGUCUGAGGGGAUGCUUGCUGAAAACUUUCAAUAUGUUAACCGACGCCACUGGGGGAUGCUUGCUGAAAAAUUACGAUAUAUGUUAACUGACACCAUUACUUACUGUAACCUAAUAAUUUUCCACAAGAAUUAUUUCCAUACUCACUUCAAACGAUGACUAAAAAACUUUAACUGAAACUUAAGAGCUGAUAAA
Paralichthys olivaceus (Japanese flounder) is the source of this 3734-nucleotide messenger RNA. Lineage: Eukaryota; Metazoa; Chordata; Actinopteri; Pleuronectiformes; Paralichthyidae. The record is from RefSeq and is a predicted model, not a curated record.